This is a messenger RNA of Ipomoea nil (Japanese morning glory), 1922 nucleotides long. Its product is annotated as trafficking protein particle complex subunit 13. The record is from RefSeq and is a predicted model, not a curated record. Gene Ontology annotation, cellular component: TRAPPIII protein complex. The transcript is spliced from 12 exons. Lineage: Eukaryota; Viridiplantae; Streptophyta; Magnoliopsida; Solanales; Convolvulaceae. The coding region runs from base 124 to 1464 and encodes 446 amino acids.
GUCACUUGUACCGUACUGGUCUGCAAGUUGGAUUACCAUUUCGACCAUUUCGAAGGCAAAAAGCUUCCAAAUCAGAGCUGAGGUGAAGGGAGAGUGUGAAGUCAGAGAGAGAGUUUGGAGAAGAUGAGUAGCAGCAGCGCUACACAAACUCCACACUCGCUUGCCUUCCGGGUGAUGAGGCUCUGCAGGCCAUCACUUCACGUCGAAACCCCGCUUCGAUUCAACGCCUGCGAUCUGCUUUUCGGCGAGGACUUGUUCGACGACUCCCUCGCCGCCGAUCACCUCCCCCGUCUCCUCUCCGGCGACUCUGUCAACGCCGGCCCCAACGUCGUUGACCCCUCCGAUCUCUCCUACCGCUCCAGAUUCCUCCUCGAACAGUCCUCCGAAUCCGUCGGCCUACCUGGCCUCCUCGUCCUUCCUCAGUCUUUCGGGGCAAUAUAUCUGGGGGAGACGUUCUGCAGUUAUAUAAGUAUAAACAACAGUUCGAGUUUCGAAGUCAGGGAUAUUGUAAUCAAGGCAGAAAUCCAAACAGAAAGGCAGAGGAUACUUCUUUUAGAUACAUCAAAAGCCCCUGUUGAAUCAAUACGAGUGGGAGGGCGAUAUGAUUUUAUUGUAGAACAUGAUGUGAAAGAACUUGGUGCACAUACAUUGGUAUGCACUGCGCUCUACAAUGACAAUGAUGGUGAACGUAAAUAUCUACCACAGUUUUUCAAAUUCAUAGUUGCAAAUCCCCUAUCUGUUAGAACAAAGGUUCGCAUUGUUAAGGAAACUACGUUUUUAGAGGCUUGUAUAGAGAACAAUACAAAAUCUAAUCUCUAUAUGGACCAAGUUGACUUUGAGCCAGCACAAAAUUGGAGUGCUACAGUACUAAAACCUGAUGAUCAUCAUUUGAAGGACAGUCCAUUAGUAAGAGAGUUAUUUAAGCCUCCAGUUAUCAUAAGAUCCGGGGGAGGUGUUCAUAAUUUUCUCUACCAAUUGAGUGUAUCAUCAGAAGGAUCUACACUGCUGAAAGUUGAGGGUAGUAAUGUCCUAGGCAAACUUCAGAUAACAUGGCGGACAAAUUUGGGUGAACCGGGGCGUCUUCAGACGCAACAAAUUCUUGGUAGUCCCAUUGUUCACAAUGACAUAGAGUUGGGGGCAGUGGAGGUACCGCCUAUAAUCAUCAUUGAGAAGCCUUUUUUGGUACGCUUCAAGCUCACAAACCAGACUGACAGGAUAUUGGGUCCUUUUGAAGUUUGGUUGUCACAAAGCGAAUCACUAGAUGAGAAAUAUGUGAUGGUUAAUGGUCCUCAAACAAUGCCUUUGCCACAGCUUGAAGCAUUUGGCUCUUCAGAAUUUCGUCUGAACUUGGUUGCUGUAAAACAAGGCAUACAGAAAAUUGCAGGCAUUACAAUAUUUGACAUGCAUGAGAAGAAAACUUAUGAUUCUUUAUUAGAAUUGGAGAUAUUUGUCGAUCCAGAGUAGUACUAAGCAAUUUUUGGCUGCGAUGUCCUACAGAAUCUUAUUUCCUGCUUUGUUUGAAGAAGCCUUUUCAUAGUCCAAGAAUACACGACCAGAUAAGCCCAAUUCACUCCCCAUGAAUAGGUUGGGAAAAUAUAAGCAGGAGAUUUUCAUAUCAAGAUGCUGAGUUCAAUCUUCUGGGAUUGAGUUGCAACUGUAUACUACAGUAUUUAGAUGUUUGGAUAAGUAAUCAAUAUAUUCUUAAUCUUCAGUUUUGGCAUACCUUUCAUUAGUCAAAUUGGAUUGGUUGAUGUCUUUAAUUAGAGGGAUAAAAGUGUUCCUUGCAUAGUUGCAUAUAUUCUCACUUUGAUUUGACCAAGUAAUAGUGUACAAGCAUUUUGGGAGCGUAUAAGCUAAUUGAGGCACAUUUCACAAUUUAUCUCUUCCACUAAUUUUCAAAGUAUGAGUUGUGAGGAGUUCAA